CCCCAAAAUCCAUAGGAAGACACGCCGAAUCCCCGAUCAAGCAGACAACCCGCCAAGAUGUUGUCUAUUCUACGCAAAGCCCGGCUGAAGGACAAGGAGAUGCGGAUUCUUAUGCUCGGUCUCGACAACGCCGGCAAGACGACCAUCGUCAAACAAGUCAUGAAAGAAGAUGUCACCACCGUCAGUCCAACGUUGGGCUUCAUCAUUAAGACCAUCGAAUUCCAAGGAUACCGUCUCAACAUUUGGGACGUCGGAGGCCAGAAAACGCUUCGUUCUUAUUGGAAGAAUUAUUUCGAAAAGACCGAUACCCUGGUCUGGGUUGUUGAUGCGACCGACCGCCUUCGCGUGGAGGAUUGUCGAACCGAACUGGCGGGGUUGCUUUUGGAAGAGCGGUUGAUGGGGGCGAGUCUGUUAGUUUUUCUCAAUAAAACUGAUGUUGAUGGGUGUAUGACUGAGGAAGAGGUUCGUGAGCGAUUGAGCUUGGACUCUAUCAAGACACACAAAUGGACGAUAUUGCCGUGCAGUGCAAUGACAGGAAGAAAUCUACACGAGGGGUUGGAUUGGGUGGUGCAAGAUGCCAAGGAUCGACUUUUCUUAUACUAGGUUAGCUAGCUAGAUUGCCUAAUUGCACUCCGCCGAUGAUUGCGAUA
Molecule: messenger RNA, 650 nt
Organism: Aspergillus brunneoviolaceus CBS 621.78
Lineage: Eukaryota; Fungi; Ascomycota; Eurotiomycetes; Eurotiales; Aspergillaceae
Product: ADP-ribosylation factor-like protein 2
Exons: 6
Coding region: 58-603 (181 amino acids)
Biological process (GO): protein folding
Cellular component (GO): cytoplasm; microtubule cytoskeleton
Molecular function (GO): GTP binding; GTPase activity
Source: RefSeq, a predicted model, not a curated record